CGAAAGAAACGCGAAAACACCGAUCUCACAUGUGCCCUUUAAAAUAUCAUAAUGUCCAAUCAUAAGGAUCACGAUGUGAAACAUCGAAAGAAUGACAAUAUAUUAAAGAGUCUGCCUUCAGAAGUGUUGUUAAAAGCUCGGAGUACUCUAGUCUCUCUCGGUGGAGCUCUCAAGUCGAAAAACGAUCAGCAACAUAGGCCCAAGAAACAUGAGUCUAAAGGAAAAAAGAAUAACGAAAGACUCAAGAGCAGUCGUUCGGAACCCGAGUUCAGUGACAUGCGAGCUAGUAAACAUAGGAGUCGGAUAGACGAGCUUCCACGUGAAUAUGUAGGAGAGAGAGUCAGGCCGAGGCCGCAAUCAAUGGGGCCAAUGAAACGGUAUGAUGAUAGUGUAGACUUCUUCGGAGGUAGCUAUCCUAGGGAAAUCACACCAAUUAAACGUAAUUUCGAAUCGUCUGAUGAUGUGUGUAUUCAAUCGCGGUUAGUGAUACCUGUUAAUGAUAGACUUAGUGCUGAUAUUCAUAUCCAAGAUAACAACGAACGGCCGAGGAAGAAGCUUUCCUUCCGUGAGCCGGAAAUCGUGAGCAAUGGGAGCAGUACUUUAGGUCGAUCUAGCAAACUGAUGGGUGUCAACAGUCUAACUCGUAGACCUAAUAGAGUGUCCCUCAAAUCGGACACACAUUCUAGUAUAGAUGGCUUGGACUCCGACUUAGAGAACCAGGCCAUGAGGAUUGUGCGCACCGUUGGCCAAGCUUUCGAGGUGUGCCACAAGAUGAAGAUUAGAAGCCCUGACAACCAGGCGCCGUCGACCUCGUCUGCCGCAGACAUGGCCGUGCCCAGCACCUCCGGAAGAUCCGGAAAGACAUCCAAAGAAGCACCGUCUACAUCUGGAGCUUCGGUGUCUGGGGGAGCAUCGACAUCCAAGGCCGGCAAGACCGAAGCCCAUAAGGGAUCGAAGGGCAAGCAACCUGCGCGUCCGACACAACUGGACCUCUUGCCGCCGCCGCCGAAAAAGGAGGGAGGAAAGCGCUCUCAGCCUGCCCCACCAUUGCUCACGGUCAACCUACCUGACCUGCCGGAAUGCGUCACUAAGGUGGAGUUGCCUAGCGUGCCCGAGAUCGACCCGGAGACUCCGCUGAGCGCUCAGCACCAACUUCAACUCCUGCGCGAAAGACUCGAGCAGCAGGCUCAGCAAACUCAGGCAGCAGUUGCCCAACUCUCGCUAAUGAAAGACCAACUUGCUGCCGAACAAACUGCACGCUGCGAGGCUCAGGCUCGUACUCACCAACUACUGAUUCAUAACAACGAGCUCCUUGAGCACAUUGCCAGUCUUGUGUCUCAUAUUCACGAGCAUGAGAAGGAAGAGACUCGUCCAAUCAGCGCUCAACAGCUGACUAUGUUGCCGCAGGAUAUCGCCUCGAACGAUGGGGGCAAAGAUGAGAGCAACGGCAAUCUCGAGGAAGGCGAGGAUGAUGCACUCAUCAACUUUAACGCUCCGCAAAGAACCAAAACGGCACAAAAUCAAAACGUCGAGAACAACAACGUGCCACGCACUCCGUUCAGCCCUACUCCCAGUGAGAACAACGAGAACCUCAACCUUGCCAACAUGACAAGCGAGGAGAUACAAGAUUAUCUCAUCAAGAAGUUCCAAAGCAUGAAAUUCCUGAAUGACCAGGGCGACAACAACAAUCAGGAGUUCUACCAGAACACCCAGGGCUUUCCCGACAUUCCGCUGUUGAAGUCGGAUUUCACCGACUCCGACUUAUUGGCCCUUCUGAAUACUCAACUCGCACAGGAAGGCUCAUGCUCCAGCGAGGAAAUAAGCGCUCUGGCUCAUGCUAUGAGCAUUGGUGUAUCCCAGAAUUCGUCCGACAGCAGCUCCGAUUCGAGCUCUAAGGAUUCCUCGGGGGAUUCCAGCUCAGAGGAUGGGCAGCCUUACAUUAUGCCGCUGUCGCACAACAUAACUCUGAAGGCGACAGGUGAGGACGGACGCGUGCGGCUCAUUGUACCCGUGAGCCCCUCCGAGAGCGCUGAUGACGUGCCGGAGAAGAAGAGCGCCGGCCCGAGCGCUGGCACAAGCGCCGGCUCCUCGCUUCAGGUGCCCGGCCAGUCCGCCGCCGCGCCCAUCACGCGCUCCACCAGCGAGAAGGUGCCCAACAAGAGCGAGCUCAUGGCCGCCAUCCGAGCCCAAUGGACGCGACACACCACUAAGUAAACAAACAUCGAUCAUUUGAGUCAAGUUACCUAAACCUACCUUAUUUAAUUAUUUUAGUUAUUAAAGAUUCUAGUUAUACAACUUAUUAUAUAGAUUUUAAAUUAUUUAAAUACGUCUUUGGACGUUAAACUUAAAAGUGCCAAUAUUAUAGUUUGUCGACUGACACAUGGCCGUUCCUUGAAAUAGUUUUAUUGUUUAUUUUAUUUCCAUUAAACCUUUCUAGUCAUCGUAUCCAUAUAAUUUAUUUAAGUGCAUUUUCCACUACAUAUCUAGAUCAUAUCCUACCGGAAUUUAUGCAAAAUAUACAAUACAUUUCUCGAGUACAGGUCAAACAUUUUGUACCACGAUUUUCUAUAACAAUAUAUUUUACAAUUCUUCUCGAAUAUGUAUACAUUAAAAAAGACUUAUUAAUAUCAAAAUUUUGUA
This is a messenger RNA of Papilio xuthus (Asian swallowtail), 2640 nucleotides long. RefSeq lists its product as uncharacterized. Bases 52 to 2214 code for a protein of 720 amino acids. The transcript has 6 exons. Gene Ontology annotation, molecular function: nitric-oxide synthase binding. The record is from RefSeq and is a predicted model, not a curated record. Lineage: Eukaryota; Metazoa; Arthropoda; Insecta; Lepidoptera; Papilionidae.